Messenger RNA from Nerophis lumbriciformis (worm pipefish), 1920 nucleotides. RefSeq names its product AGBL carboxypeptidase 4 (gene agbl4). Lineage: Eukaryota; Metazoa; Chordata; Actinopteri; Syngnathiformes; Syngnathidae. The record is from RefSeq and is a predicted model, not a curated record. Gene Ontology annotation, biological process: proteolysis. Gene Ontology annotation, molecular function: zinc ion binding; metallocarboxypeptidase activity.
CAAGCGCAGCGCGUCCGCUGCCUCGGUGUGACAGAACGGAGGCGAAGAUGGAGGAGAACCCCGCGAAAGACGCCGAGAUUGGCAAUGAAGCUGGAGGAGAGGAAGCCUUGGUUGGCAAUGUCAACAAGCUCACGGUGAGCCCGCCAGGCUACUCAGGUGCUCCAAGAAAAGGACAUCUGGUUUUUGAUGCUUGUUUCGAGAGUGGGAACCUCGGCCGCGUCGACUACAUCAGCGAAUUCGAGUUCGACCUCUUCAUUCGGCCCGACACCUGCAACCCUCGAUUCCGAGUCUGGUUCAACUUCACGGUGGAGAAUGUCCGUGAGACGCAGAGGGUCAUUUUCAACGUGGUCAACUUCUCCAAGACCAAGAGCCUCUACAGAGACGGCAUGUCUCCGGUGGUCAAGUCCACCAGCAGACCGAAAUGGCAGAGACUCCCCGCCAAGAACGUCUACUACUACCGCUGCCCGGACCACCGCCGCAACUACGUCAUGUCCUUCGCCUUCUGCUUCGACCGAGAGGACGACGUGUACCAGUUCGCCUACUGCUACCCUUACACCUACUCCCGGCUGCAGCACUAUCUGGCCGGCCUGGAGCGCAGGAACCUUCCCUACCUGCAGAGGGAGCAGCUGGGACUCAGCGUGCAACAACGCCAUCUGGACUUGUUGACCAUCACAAACCGUGACCUGCUGAGUCCAGAAAGAGAGAAGAAACUCGUGAUCCUCACAGCUCGUGUUCACCCUGGAGAGUCUCCUGCCUCUUUUGUCUGUCAAGGUUUGAUUGACUUCCUGGUGAGCCAGCAUCCUGUAGCUCAGAUCCUAAGAGAUUAUGUGAUCUUCAAAAUCGUCCCCAUGCUGAAUCCUGACGGUGUUUAUCUGGGCAACUACAGAUGUUCACUGAUGGGCUUCGACCUCAAUCGCCACUGGCAGGACCCCUCUCCGUGGGCCCACCCCACGCUGCACGCUGUCAAGCAGCUGAUCAUACAGAUGAGCCAAGACCCUAGCGUCAACUUGGAGUUCUACAUCGACGUCCACGCCCACUCCACCAUGCUGAACGGCUUCAUGUACGGCAACGUUUUCGAGGACGAGGAGCGCGUCCAAAGGCAGGCCGUCUUCCCCCGACUGCUGUGCAACAACGCCGCCGACUUCUCCUUCUCCAACACGUCCUUCAACCGCGACGUGGUGAAGGCCGGCACCGGCAGGCGUUUCCUGGGCGGUCUCCUUGACGACACGUCGUACUGCUACACCCUGGAGGUGUCCUUCUACAGCUACAUGACCCCCGCCAGCGCCGUGCCCGUGGCCUACACCGAGGAGACGUACAUGAAACUGGGCAUGAAUGUGGCUCGGACCUUCCUGGACUACUACAAGCUCAAUAACCUCCUCACAGACAACACGCCAAGUCAUAUCCGAAGCUGUGAGGCGCCAUCUCAGACAGGCAGAGAUGUAGCGGACAAAGAGAUGGAGAGGAGCCAGAAUGUCAAGCACUGAUGGACUGAACACCACGAGGAGCAUUAUCUUUUCUUUCAGAAACACAGAUUAUGCAGUACAAUUGCACAAUUUCCAUUUAGUCAUCAUUUACCACAACGUCAGUUUACAUUAUUGUAUAUUAAUGCAUGCCUUCCAUAAGUAAAUGCGUUAUUUUUUGUCAUAGUGUUGUUGUGGUAUUUAAAUAAUUGUAGCAUUCAUAUGGAAAAGUCAAUAAUUGUGUAGGUCUUGUAAAAUAAUGCAAAUAAUGCAAAUUGUUUGUUGUAUUGGGCAAAUCUAUUAAUUUAAAUUGUGCAAAGCACAUGUAUUUAUUGUUUUGGCAUGUAUCACUCCAAAAAUUAUUGUUAUCUCGUUAUUUCUGCAUUGUGGAUGCUAUUCACAUGUGUAUUUGUAUUAAUUAACCUCUUAAGGCCCAAGCUGUUUGUUUACAUGCUUUUUU